AUGAGGAAGAUAAAAGGGUUUAGAAUCGGUAAACGGAUCCUACGAGUCUCUAAAUGGAUGUUUAGUAAAACCCGGAUCCAUCGUUCCGGGUACAAACGGUUACACCCGACCCGACCCGUUUGCAAGCUGAGCUUACCAAUCACCAAACUCAAAGGUUGGGGACAAAGUAUCAAGCAAAGUUUAAAAUUAUUCGGGUCUACGAAUGGAUCAUCCGGAUACAAACCCGACCCGGUUCCAAAGGGACACUUAGCGGUUUACGUGGGUCAAAAAGACGGUGACUUUCAUAGAGUUUUGGUACCUAUCGUUUACUUUAACCAUCCUUUGUUCGGUGAAUUGCUCAAAGAAUCGGAAAAAGAGUAUGGAUUUUGCCACCAAGGAGGGAUCACUAUCCCUUGUUUGUACUCGGAUUUCGAACGGGUCAAGACCCGAAUUGCAUCCGGGUCGGGUUCUAGGAUAUUUCCAUGA
Messenger RNA from Arabis nemorensis, 465 nucleotides. NCBI's taxonomy places the organism in Eukaryota, Viridiplantae, Streptophyta, Magnoliopsida, Brassicales, Brassicaceae. The record is from the annotation of a GenBank genome assembly.